This is a messenger RNA of Saitoella complicata NRRL Y-17804, 853 nucleotides long. RefSeq lists its product as uncharacterized. The transcript has 3 exons. Lineage: Eukaryota; Fungi; Ascomycota; Saitoellomycetes; Saitoellales; Saitoellaceae. The record is from RefSeq and is a predicted model, not a curated record. Bases 223 to 627 code for a protein of 134 amino acids. Gene Ontology annotation, biological process: endosome organization; regulation of protein localization. Gene Ontology annotation, cellular component: BLOC-1 complex; endosome.
CGGUCUUCGUUCAUGAAGUCAUUGUCGUUAUUCUGAUUGUUUUCCAUCUUGAGUUCAGAAUGGGUGUAUGAGAUGCAGGCGGGGUUGUCACCGUGACUGCAUGCUGGACGUACGAAGGCCAAAGCCAUAACAAGAGGCCUGACAUCAUCAAUUAUCUUGUAGACAGCCAAUUUCUCGAGGAUAUCAGUUCGUGAGCAGGAAGAAAGCGUUGGAAACGAAUCAAUGGAAUCAUCUACAGAUGCCUCGUCUUCUUACGCGGGCUCCGAUCACCGCCGAGACAAUGAAGAAUGCGUCAAUGCAGUCGCGGAAAUGCUUUCGGAGCAGCUGUCAACGGCAUUUGAUACUCUUGCACUGGACAAGGCCAUUGCGAUACAAGCUCAGACUUCUGGACUCGUCAACGGAUGUAUGCACGAAUUGACGUCUCUACAAGAAGAAAGUCAAAAGAAAUUAGCAACUACGAAGGCCAAAUUCUCUGAACAUGUCAACAUUGCACGCCAGGUUAGAAAGGAUCUGGACGCUCUGCAGAAAUCUAUCAGAGUUCUGCAAAGGAAAAUGAAGAAUUCUCAUCCGAUAGAGUAUGCUGCGGCCAAGGACAACCAUCCUGACCCCGACGAGGCGUGGGAUUAAGGUUACUUUCCCACAACGUAGGCAUACCCAGCCAGGUUCCGCAAUCUACGCUGCCAUGAUUCGCUUCACAUCCAUCAACAUACCAGGUACAGCUACACCUGCAGGAGACGACGGAUUCGGCAAAAGGGGACAUGUUCGGGAUGAACUCGAUCGGAUAUACAUGAAGGGCAGACGGACGGAUGACAUCGGGGCCGAUCAUGACCGGACAAAGCCCCAGGGCGUGAAC